Molecule: messenger RNA, 1435 nt
Organism: Amaranthus tricolor (Joseph's coat)
Lineage: Eukaryota; Viridiplantae; Streptophyta; Magnoliopsida; Caryophyllales; Amaranthaceae
Product: ethylene-responsive transcription factor ERF039-like
Exons: 1
Coding region: 344-1039 (231 amino acids)
Biological process (GO): regulation of DNA-templated transcription
Molecular function (GO): DNA-binding transcription factor activity; DNA binding
Source: RefSeq, a predicted model, not a curated record
CAAAUAAAAUUAAAUUUAAUUACAAAAUCAGACCAAUAUAUAAAUAUCAAAUGGUUUAGGUCUAAUUCCCACUUAUAUUAGUUGAAUUUCACCCUCGUUUUGGUCAUUUUUUGUAGUCUCUAACGGCCUCUUUUUAUUUUAGUCCCUUUCUUACCUUCCUAUCUUCCCCUGUUUUUUGCUUUAUAUACCUGAAGAUCAUUAUAUCCUUCUCUAACUUGUAACCAUACAUCCUCCUCUACCUUUCUCUCCAAAGUUCCUUCUUCUUUCAUUCAUACAUUUCAUCAAACACAUACUGUGCAUUUAAAAAAACAACAGCACGAUAAUUUCUUCAUCAUUAUUAACAAUGGCGGUCUGCCAUACCCGUGAUACCGAAAGCUCACAAAACGAUUCCACUUCCACUUCUUCAUCUGAGUUAACUCACUCUUCUCCCAACUCACCAAUAACUCGUAAUGAGUGUCUCCGAGUCAUCAACUAUAAUACCAAGAGAAAAAGAGAGAGUAAUAAACGCCCAGUUUACAGAGGAGUUCGAAUGAGAGCUUGGGGAAAAUGGGUUUCUGAAAUUCGUGAACCCAGAAAAAGAUCUCGUAUAUGGCUUGGAACUUUUGAAACACCUGAAAUGGCGGCGCGUGCACACGACGUUGCUGCGCUUUGUAUUAAAGGUAACUCGGCGAUUCUUAAUUUUCCUGAACUGACUGAGUUACUCCCACGACCUGCCUCGAGUUCACCUCGUGAUGUUCAAGCUGCUGCUGCGUUAGCGGCGGCGAUGGAGUAUCAUGCGCCUGAAGUUACCUCGUCUUCUUCGUCGGAAGUUAAUGGGCCAGAAGAAGAGCUGAGUCAAAUAGUUGAGUUACCGAGUUUGGAAGAUGAAGGUAGUGACUCAGCUGAGUCGAAGGCUGAGUUAGUGAUGAUUGACUCGGUUGAGAAAUGGCUUAACUUACCUGAUUGGACGGAGGAGAUUGGUUUUAAUGGUUGCUUGUAUGAAUCAACGGCUGACGUUUUAUUGGCUGAUUGGAUUACUGAUUAUAAAUUUUGUCUAUAGAAAAACUUUUUUUUUUUCUCAAAAAUGUUUUCCUCUCUGUUAUGGGGGGUUAAAACUUUUUUGGUCAUACAUCAUACCUAAACUUUUUUUAUUUUCUAAUUCUAAUUCUUUUAUGGUAGAAGUAGUUUGUAUAAUUAUAAUUCUACAGCCAGUAUUUGAGUUUUAGGAUAAUUUUUUAUGUGUGAGUAUGAUACUUUUUUUUGUAUAAAAAUGUUCAUGAAUGUAAAAAUAGGGUUGUUUUAAGUGAAAGUUAGUCUCAUUUACUAAUUAUGAAAUAGGUGAAAACAACGUUAAUGAUCUAAAACGGAUCAUUUGACCCAAAUCUUUAAGUCAACAUGUUAGGUGUUCUAUCAAAUAUUCACGUAGAUCAAUGCUUAGAGGUAUCGGUGAAUUCUG